Messenger RNA from Paecilomyces variotii, 1014 nucleotides. RefSeq lists its product as hypothetical. Lineage: Eukaryota; Fungi; Ascomycota; Eurotiomycetes; Eurotiales; Thermoascaceae. The transcript has 2 exons. Bases 40 to 1014 code for a protein of 324 amino acids. The record is from RefSeq and is a predicted model, not a curated record.
CUGACCUCGAAUAUACCUCUGUCCCUCGAGCAUAUCAGAAUGGCAACAAGUCCAGGAAGUUCAUCUGCACCUCACAAGAUCAAUGGGUUCUUUAUUCCGACUAAUCUGAUAAAUCUGGAACUAUUGAUUCAGAGAGCAGGCCUCAGUGGCACGACCAUCCACGACCUUCCGCCUGCUUAUCUGAAGUCUGGAUCAAAAGUGACUCAAAAACAGUUUGCUAUGUUCCGGGCUGUAUGCCCGGACACUAUAGACAGCGCGAAGUUACCCGAGCACCUCCAUCGAUAUGUCUCAGAAGGCUCAUUGAGAGCAGCAAUUGACCUAACAAAUGUUUCUUUCGAACUUCACAAAUACAUACAAGCCAUUGAAAAGAGGACCCCAAUCAAAUCCCUCACAGAAAUGGACAUUGACUGGCCUGGGUCCUUUAAGGUUGUUAGGGAGCUUCAAGAACAGGCAAUGUGUAGCCCUACUGAAGGUUCAUACCCCCAUGAGAUCACUGUUAACUCCGCCUGCAUCGUCCUGCUACAAGCCAUCUCACAUCUGGCAUCAGGUGUGGAUGCCGAAUGGUUCCUCGAACCAGCACAGUUCGUGGCGACCUUUGGCAAAGGGAACUAUACAGCUUUGACGGAUGGACAACUUCGCACCAAUUCAGGAAAGACAACCAGUGCGAUUGUUGAGGUGAAAGGAGGACCUCGCACUGAUUAUUCGACUCCCUUGAUGCAAGAGGUCGCUGAAAUAGUAGGAUGGAUCACAGCCGAUCCUCCAGCACGCCCAGCGACAUUGAAUAAGCUUCAUUACCGUCUCUUAGUAUCGCAAAAUGAAUCGGAGGUCUACCUUACGUUUGCCCAAUUUCACCACGACUACGUGGAAUAUUUGGACAAGGAAAAGGGCGUUUUGACGCCGCAUGCAUUUAUCAAGAUAAACCGGUAUGGCGCGUGGAACGUUAAUGUUGCGAAUGAUAUGCGGUCGCUUGCGGUUUUGCUUCUUUCGAUUGUUAUUGAGUUUGCGCAGACUUAA